GUUUGGAACAGUCACAUCUACCAGUUCUUCAAUCUCCUUAUCAUCAUGAAGUUCAUCAUCUUUGCUCUGGUCCUGGCUUGUGCUGCAUGCUACGCCUCUCGGGAAGGAACAGACUUCUACUGCGGAAGGAACCUGGCUAUUACUAUAGCCAAUUUGUGCUAUAAGUCUGAAGCUGCUAAGCGUGAUGCUGGCUGGUGGUUGCCUCCUCAAGGAGUCAGGGCUCUGGCUGGCGUUCGAGGCAAACGAGGACCUGUGGACGAGUGCUGCGAGAAACCCUGCUCUCUUAAUGAACUCCUGUCUUACUGUUAAACUUGAUCCGAUGUUACUGUUGAACGUUGAUUGAAAUAAAUGAGAUUUUUCUCAGGUA
Molecule: messenger RNA, 367 nt
Organism: Spodoptera frugiperda (fall armyworm)
Lineage: Eukaryota; Metazoa; Arthropoda; Insecta; Lepidoptera; Noctuidae
Product: insulin-related peptide 2-like
Exons: 1
Coding region: 46-309 (87 amino acids)
Cellular component (GO): extracellular region
Molecular function (GO): hormone activity
Source: RefSeq, a predicted model, not a curated record